Messenger RNA from Chenopodium quinoa (quinoa), 531 nucleotides. RefSeq lists its product as uncharacterized. Bases 1 to 531 code for a protein of 176 amino acids. The transcript has a single exon. The record is from RefSeq and is a predicted model, not a curated record. Lineage: Eukaryota; Viridiplantae; Streptophyta; Magnoliopsida; Caryophyllales; Amaranthaceae.
AUGGAGAAGGUAAAGAUGUCAAGCUGCAGAUACAAUGGAACCACAACACCCAAAAGCCACAUAUCAGCUUUUGAGAACCAUAUGGUACUUAACACUAUGAUCGACUUAGUCUGGUGUAAGGCUUUCCCGCCGACCCUGGAGGGGCUGGCAGCGGAGUGGUAUGGAGCCAUUCCCAAAUGUUCCGUAUACUCGUACAACCAGCUACAGAGAAUGUUCAUGGAGCAUUUCAUAACCCUGGUAGACCGAACUAAGAUGACAACCAAGCUGAUGUCAUUAGUUCAAGGGAAAGACGUGCCCUUGAGGGAGUUUAUCACCAGAUUUAACAAGGAGGUGCCAACCAUCCCAAAUAUAAGUCAGGAGGUAGCGCUACUAGAAAUGCAGAGUGGCUUACUACUAGGAUCACCAUUCAGAGCGUAUAUGGGGCGUAAGAGCCUCAAGACACUUGCUGAAGCGCUAGGUAAAGCGCACGAGUUCAUCAAAGCAGACGAGACUGACAGAGCAAUGCCUGGUAGGAAAGCACCCGGUGACUAA